Molecule: messenger RNA, 1635 nt
Organism: Vicia faba (fava bean)
Lineage: Eukaryota; Viridiplantae; Streptophyta; Magnoliopsida; Fabales; Fabaceae
Source: the annotation of a GenBank genome assembly
AUGAAGACUCAAAACACUUCUCCGGCGAAACUCCGGCCACACAGAAGCCGAGAAAUCUCUUCCAGGUAUCUUCCGUCGCCUUCCACCUCUAUGGAAUCCACCGAAUUUCAUUCUCCGAAUUCUCCUUCCUCCGUCAUACGUAAACCGUCGAUUCGAAGCUCCGACGAAGAUGGUAGAAACAAAACAUUUGAAGAAUCAGUUUUGCGCCGUCAACUCUGGCCUUCUAGGUCGAAAAACAACAACUCCGGCUCACUCGCUGAUCACAUCACCGAAGAAAGAAUCAUUGAAGAAAAUGAGAAAAACAAAAACCACAAAAAUAGUUUCACUCUUUCACAAAAGAGUUACAGGGAGUUUAGAAGAUUUGAAAUCGAUGAAAGUAGAGAAAACGGUGGUUCUGUGAGAUACACCGGAAAACUCGCUUCGUCUUCUUCAUUGAAGAAGCUUAAUUCUAAUAAUGGUUCAGGCAUUGUCCCGGGUAGAUUUUCCUUAGAUAAGAAUACGAAACUAUUGUCUUCAAAGGGAAACUCAAGCUUAACUAGUUCUAUUGAUACUGAAUCGAGCGAUGAGGUUUUGGUUUCCGUUUCUCCGGUAAGAAAAGCAGUGAUGGAAGCUCCUUCAAGGUUCAUGAGUGACGAGGUUUUGGUUUCGGUUUCUCCGGCAAGAAAGGCAGGGGUGGAAGCUCCUUCAAGGUUCUUGAGUGAUGCAGCAAUGAGAAGAUCGAGAAGAGGAGCUUCUGAUUCAAACAUUGGAAAUUUGAGCGGCGACUUGGUGAGACCGAUGAUUAAAAGGACCAAUUCGAUAGCUUAUAAAAGUUCGAAAUCACAAUGGGCGUUGUCGCCCGGUAGGUCUGAGAUAUCGAGUUCGACAAAGGCGAAAGGAGUUGAAAAACUCAUCAACUUUGGUUUUGAUCUCUUCAAAAGUAAAAAACCUAGUGGCUUUAAUGUGUCGUCGUCGAUUGGUUUUGGAAAUAAUGAAGACGUUCAUAAGCUUCGUUUGCUCGAAAACCGUUUGAGUCAAUGGCGAUUUGCAAAUGCUAAAGCAGGAGUUGUGAAUGCCGACAUUUCUCACCACGCCGAGAACAAUUUGAUUUCGGUAUGGGAUGGUCUCGCAAAGUUCCGAAUUUCUAUUAUGAAAAAGAAGAUACAGUUUGCAAGAGAAAAGCUUGAAAUGAAGAUAGCUUUUAUAUUGUAUGAUCAAUUGAAGUUGUUGGAAGCUUGGGGAAGCAUGGAAAGGCAGCAUGUAUCGAUGAUUACUUCCACCAAAGAGUGUUUGCAUUCUGUUGUGUGCAGAGUUCCUCUUUUGGAAGGUGCUAAGGUGAACAUACAUUCUACAUCCAUUGCUAUUCGUCAUGUUUGUGAGCUCACAACUUCCUUGAAGUCAAUAUUAUCUUCUUUUUCACCUGCAGCAGACAAGACUGCUGCAAUACUAUCAGAUUUGGCAAAAGUUGUCACACAAGAGAAGCAACUUUUAGAAGAGUUUUAUGAUCUUUUGCAUACCAUAUCUGUCUUUGAGCGUCAAGAAACAAGUGUAAAGUGCAGCCUCAUUCAAUUUGAAGAUUGGAAAAGGAAAUAUCAACUGCAACAAUCACUACUAGAGAACAAGAGAUUACUGCACAAUCAUAAGUUUCUUACGUAG